Messenger RNA from Gamsiella multidivaricata, 2023 nucleotides. Its product is annotated as WD40-repeat-containing domain protein. Gene Ontology annotation, molecular function: protein binding. The record is from RefSeq and is a predicted model, not a curated record. NCBI's taxonomy places the organism in Eukaryota, Fungi, Mortierellomycota, Mortierellomycetes, Mortierellales, Mortierellaceae. The transcript is spliced from 7 exons. The coding region runs from base 121 to 1887 and encodes 588 amino acids.
CCUGAUCUCAUUCCAAAGGCGAUCUAUUUGUGUACAGACAAAAGCAUACCACGGACAGGAAUCAAGCCGGGACUGAUCAAGGAGCAGACAAGCCUAUACUCAUUGUGGAUCAGAAGCUUCAUGGACCUGGACGAGAUCCCUCAGUCCUCGGCACUCAAGGAGGCUGGGGAUACAGAGCAGGCGGCGUCGGCGGCAACUGCACCAGUUCAUAGCAUCCAUGAUAGUGCCUCGGAUACUCAUUCUACCCCACAGCAGGGCCAGGACAGCUGUACACAAAUGCAAGCCGAAUCGUCAGGAGGAUGGGAGGAUUGGCAAUCCGGAACUUAUCAUUUGUUCGAGUGUCGAUUCGAUCUGUCCACAAGGGAGAACGACAAUGGGAUCGUUAAAUCCUAUACGACCGGGGAGGCCUUCAAUUCCACCGUGGGACAAAGUCGUCUGCAGAUGGGGAUCCGGGGCGAUGAUCAGAAGAUGACCAAUGGUCGCGAGAACAACUUUUUCAAGGCGCUCAAAUGGUCGCCGGAUGGAACCUGUUUAUUGUCAUCGUCGAACGAUAACUUCCUCCGGAUAUUCGCAUUGCCGGAUGCGACGACCACAACUCCAGAAGAUACCCCAUUAAGCGCUGGAUGUGUGAUCAAGGAAGGCGAGGUCGUGUAUGACAUGUGCUGGUAUCCUGGGAUGAAUAGCGCAGAUCCUGCAACAUGCUGUGUUCUCUCGUCUAGUCGAGACCACCCUAUUCAUUUGUGGGAUGCGUAUUCUGGAGAAUUGCGUUGCUCGUAUACUGUGACUGAUCACUGUGAUGUGAAUGUCGCACCGACCGCGCUUUGCUUCAACCUUGAUGGCUCCAAGAUCUACUGCGGGUCAAACAAUAUGAUCGAGAUCUUUGACACGACACGACCUGGACGCGAUAGUCUAAAGCGGCCAACGGUGCCAACACGAAAGAGCCGGAAGGGUCAAAAGGGUGUCAUCUCCUGUCUGGCCUUCAAUCCGGACCACUCGGAUCUCUACGCUGCAGGAUCCUACCUCAAAACUAUCGGACUCUAUGACGCCCGUGCAGAUGAAUUGUUGAUGCUCCUGCGGGACAGGGGCUCCCCCUUUUCUUCUUCAACUUCUAAUGCAACCAAGACGACGACAACUAUAACCACAAAUAACAAAGAAACAGAGACAGGAACAAGGAGACAGAAAACGGAUAUGGGAGGCGUGACACAAUUGCAGUUCUCGCACGACGGACAGUACCUGUAUUCGGCAUCAAGACAGGAUUCAUGGAUCCGAUGUUGGGAUAUUCGGAAUACAGCGCAGGUGCUGUACCGGUUAGAGCGUCCCGGGGAGGUGACGAAUCAACGGAUUGGGUUUGAUGUGUCGUAUGAUGGCAGGUGGCUCUCGACUGGGGAUAUGAACGGGGAUAUCUCCGUGUUUGAUUUGAGCUGUCCACAGGAUCCGCAGGUUGAGAGGCUGAAGGCGCGGAUUCGAGGGCAUGACGAUGUGGUCUCUGCUGCGAUGUUUCAUCCGAGCGGAGCGAUCCUGGCGACGUGUUCUGGUCAACGCAAAUACGACCUCGCACUGGAUUCUUCUUCUUCCUCAGGCUCAGACUCUUCAGACUCUUCAGACUCCGAGGAUGAUGGCGAGAAGAUGGGAAACGGGGUGUUUAAAGGGCUCAGUGGAGCGUCAAAGGCAGUGGUGAACGUGGUGGAGAACUCUGUUCGAUUGUGGUCCUUGCCAGGAGAGUCGGUGUGGUAUGUGAACGGACAGAGGUGGGGCGAGUCCGGUAUGGGUGCUACGGAUACAGCGGACCCCAGCCCACUGGCCGGCAGUAGUGACGUCGAUGGAACACAGAAGGACUCGACUCCCGUAGGAGCUGCUCCUGUGGAGGCGCAAGACCAGGGCACUUGAUAAGAAAUAAAGAGUAAAGAAGAAUAGGUGUGAAUGAACGCGUCUGAGACCGGCAUAGAUAUGAUGAAGAUAAACGAUUCAAUGACGACAUGUGUCCAUCUGUCUAUUUUGGUAUUCGCAUUCCGCUCUAUCGAUC